AUGUCUUCACCCAGUGCAGGCAAAAGGCGAAUCGACACAGACAUUAUUAAACUUAUAGAAAGUAAAUUGGAGGUAACGUUCCUGUCAGGUCUGAAUGAAUUUUGUGUUAAAUUUAAUGGGCCGAAAGGAACACCGUACGAAGGUGGAAUAUGGAAUGUACGUGUUCACUUACCUGAACAGUAUCCUUUUAAGUCGCCUUCAAUCGGUUUCAUGAAUAAAAUUUAUCAUCCAAAUGUAGAUGAAUCGUCCGGGACAGUCUGUCUGGAUGUAAUUAAUCAGGCAUGGACAGCUCUUUAUGACUUGUCAAAUAUAUUCGAGUCAUUUUUGCCCCAGUUGCUCGCGUAUCCCAACCCAACAGAUCCUUUGAAUUCGGAUGCAGCUGCCUUGUAUUUACACAAACCAGAUGAUUAUAAGAAGAAAGUGCAAGAAUAUGUUCAGAAAUAUGCUGCAAAACAUGUAUUUAAAGAUCAGGACAGUAAUGAUGAUUCUUCCGAUUCUGAAUCAUCCAUGACUGACAACACAGAGGACGAACUGAGAGAUAUGGACUUAUGA
Schistocerca nitens (vagrant locust) is the source of this 552-nucleotide messenger RNA. RefSeq names its product ubiquitin-conjugating enzyme E2 H-like. Lineage: Eukaryota; Metazoa; Arthropoda; Insecta; Orthoptera; Acrididae. The record is from RefSeq and is a predicted model, not a curated record. Gene Ontology annotation, cellular component: nucleus. Gene Ontology annotation, molecular function: ubiquitin conjugating enzyme activity. The transcript has a single exon. The coding region runs from base 1 to 552 and encodes 183 amino acids. Gene Ontology annotation, biological process: ubiquitin-dependent protein catabolic process; protein polyubiquitination.